AUGGGUGACCUUCCAAAAAUGAGUGACAUCUCUGUGGCAUCACUCCACACUAACAUGCUACAACAAGUUACUGGCAGCAGCCGGGCAUCAAAAUCUUUACUUUGGAGCUAUACGAGAAGCUUUAAUGGCUUCGUCGCCAAGCUGACUGAAGACGAAAAAAACCAACUAGCUCGAAUGGAGGGUGUGGUGUCAGUAUUUCCAAGCCGCAAAAAACAACUGCAUACAACAAGAUCAUGGGACUUCAUGGGCUUUCCUCAACAUGUCAAAAGAGCACCUCUUGAAAGCGACGUCAUCGUUGGCAUGCUAGACACAGGCGUCUGGCCCGAAUCCGCCAGUUUCAAGGACGACGGAUUCGGUCCUCCACCAGCCAAGUGGAAGGGCUCAUGCACUUCCACCAAUUUCACAUGCAACAACAAACUCAUCGGGGCAAAAUACUACAACACCGUGGGUGAAGCCAGAGACGAAGAGCUGUCAGCAAGAGACACUGAGGGCCAUGGCACACACACGGCAUCCACCGUAGCUGGAAUUGCAGUUAACAACGCAAGCAUGUUAGGUUUAGCUAAGGGGACGGCUAGAGGGGGUGUUCCAUCCGCACGUAUAGCCGUUUACAAGAUUUGUUUUCCUGCGGGGUGUUCAGAUGCCGAUAUCUUGGCUGCUUUCGACGACGCAAUUGCUGAUGGAGUUGAUAUCAUUUCACUUUCAGUUGGAGGAUCUACCCCUUUAGAUUAUUUUGAAGAUUCUAUCGCCAUUGGAGCUUUCCAUUCUAUGAAGAAUGGGAUUCUUACAUCCAAUUCCGCAGGAAAUGAUGGCCCUAUUCCGGGAUCAAUUACUAAUCUCUCACCUUGGUCAUUAUCAGUUGCUGCCAGCAGCAUAGACCGGAAGUUUCUAACUAAGAUUGUGCUAGGCAACGGUAUAACUUACGAGGGACCUGCGGUAAACACAUUCGAUGGUGUGAUUCAUCCGAUAGUUUCUGGUGCUUCAGUGCCUAAUACAAAGAAAGGAUUUACAUCAGAUGAGUCUAGAUAUUGCGGGUCAGAUUCCUUAGAUCCCGCUUUGGUACAAAAUAAAAUUGUGGUAUGCGAUAAUCUUCUAGCACCGUAUACAGCGGCACAAUCAGGAGCAAGUGGUAUUGUGAUCGAUGGUGAUUUUUCCUUUGAUGAUUUUGCCUUUAGUUAUCCUCUACCAACAACAUAUUUGACAAGUAAAGAUGGAAAUGGUGUUCUAACUUACAUAAACUCCACCUCAACACCAAGCGCGAACAUCCUAAAAAGUUACGCACCUGUUGACAAAGCAGCCCCAACUGUAGUUUCCUUCUCGUCAAGAGGCCCAAGCAAAAUCACACCAGAUGUGCUCAAGCCUGAUCUAACCGCACCUGGAGUGGACAUUUUAGCCGCAUGGUCACAGGGUACAACCGUCACCGGGGACGAGGUAGACACCCGAGUUGUUACAUUUAAUAUUAUCUCGGGGACUUCCAUGUCUUGCCCCCACGCCAGUGGAGCCGCUUCUUACGUUAAAUCAUUCCACCCGACUUGGUCCCCUUCGGCCAUAAAGUCAGCCCUUAUGACUACAGCUGCACCUAUGAGUCCAACCAAAAACUCGGAUGCUGAAUUUGCUUAUGGAUCUGGCCAUAUUGACCCAUUAAAGGUCGCAGAUCCAGGCUUGGUCUAUGAUGCAGGAGAACAAGAUUUCGUGUCAUUUUUAUGUGGGCAAGGUUAUAACGCCACCACUUUGAAAAUAGUCACUGGUGAUGCAAGUGCUUGCUCGAAAGGCACUAGUGCAACCGUUUGGGACCUAAACUAUCCUUCUUUCGCUCUCUCGGCUCAACAAUCAGGUAGCAUCAGCCGAACCUUCAGGAGGACGGUUACUAAUGUGGGUGAAGCAGAUUCUUCGUACCAGGCUAACGUCGUUGCACCAACAGGGAUGGUGGUGAAGAUUAACCCGAGCAGUCUUGCGUUCAAAGCAGUAGGGGAGAAGCAAUCAUUUGUGGUAACUGUUGAUGUGACAAUUGGAUCGAAUGCACUUUCAGGUUCAUUGGUUUGGAGUGAUGGAGUUCACAAGGUUACAAGUCCAAUUGUUGCAUUUCUUUCAUGAAAACUAAAAUGCAUUUUUAGUUCACUAUUUCCAUGGUCAAAUAAUUAGCUCCAACUGACAUCGGGUGUCAUUGUUUCUUGUUUUUGAUUCAAGAAUCUUGAUGUUGUAUUGAAAAAUAAGAUGUGAAUAAAAAGGAGUUGGUUGUUG
Molecule: messenger RNA, 2238 nt
Organism: Helianthus annuus (common sunflower)
Lineage: Eukaryota; Viridiplantae; Streptophyta; Magnoliopsida; Asterales; Asteraceae
Product: cucumisin
Exons: 8
Coding region: 1-2091 (696 amino acids)
Biological process (GO): proteolysis
Molecular function (GO): serine-type endopeptidase activity
Source: RefSeq, a predicted model, not a curated record